GAAGUGAAAUGAUUGGCAGUACUAAUUUAAUGUUUUUAUUUUUAUUUUCCAUAUAGUGGAGAAGGGAAAAGUUUGAUAUUAGCUGCAACACUGUAACAGAAAAAACAAAACAUGGCAUCCAAAGCCUUAAAACUAGGACCUGCAUUAAAAGAAAUCCGAAUUCAUUUGUGUCAAAAAUCGAAAGAAAGUUUAGGGACAAGAGAAUUUAUUCAAAAACAUUAUGUUCCAAUCAAGAAAAGCAAUCCUAAAUUUCCCAUUUUAGUUCGAGAAUGUAAUGGUGUUGAACCUAAGGUUUUUGCUAGAUAUGAAUUUGGGAAAGAAUCAAGUGUGUCUGUAAAUAAUUUAAAUGCCGAAAAAGUGUUAGAGGUUGUAAAAGAAUUGGCAAAAGGUCCUGCAAAGUAGUUUUUUUAAAAAAAAGUUUAUCAAAUGUUUUGAUUAUAGAGAGUUGUUAAAUACAUGUAAAAUACCAUUGUUUGUAUAAGAUGAAUAUAAAAUAAAGUACCUAGUAAAGACAA
Messenger RNA from Argiope bruennichi, 515 nucleotides. RefSeq names its product NADH dehydrogenase [ubiquinone] 1 alpha subcomplex subunit 2-like. The record is from RefSeq and is a predicted model, not a curated record. NCBI's taxonomy places the organism in Eukaryota, Metazoa, Arthropoda, Arachnida, Araneae, Araneidae. The transcript is spliced from 3 exons. Bases 112 to 402 code for a protein of 96 amino acids.